Orycteropus afer afer is the source of this 1611-nucleotide messenger RNA. It is a transcript of the gene XYLB, whose product is annotated as xylulokinase. The record is from RefSeq and is a predicted model, not a curated record. The coding region runs from base 1 to 1611 and encodes 536 amino acids. Gene Ontology annotation, cellular component: cytosol. Gene Ontology annotation, molecular function: D-xylulokinase activity. The transcript has 19 exons. Lineage: Eukaryota; Metazoa; Chordata; Mammalia; Tubulidentata; Orycteropodidae. Gene Ontology annotation, biological process: xylulose metabolic process; D-xylose metabolic process.
AUGGCUGAGCCCGCCGCCCGCAGCUGCUGCCUGGGCUGGGAUUUCAGCACGCAGCAGGUGAAAGUUGUUGCUGUUGAUGCAGACCUGAAUAUCUUCUAUGAGGACAGUGUGCAUUUUGACAGAGAUCUUCCAGAAUUUGGGACCCAGGGUGGUGUACAUGUUCAUGAGGAUGGGCUGACGGUCACUUCUCCUGUCCUGAUGUGGGUCCAGGCACUGGAUAUCAUCUUAGAGAAGAUGAAGGCUUUGGGCUUUGACUUCUCUCAAAUCCUAGCCUUGUCUGGGGCAGGCCAGCAACAUGGAAGCAUAUACUGGAAGACUGGGGCCAGCCAGACACUGACAAGCCUGUCACCAGAGAUCCCAUUACACCAGCAGCUAGAGGCCUGUUUUUCUAUCAGCAAUUCUCCGGUGUGGAUGGAUUCUAGCACCACAGCCCAGUGCCGUCAGUUGGAGGCUGCCAUGGGUGGGGCGCAGGCUCUCAGCUGCCUCACAGGAUCCCGUGCCUAUGAGCGUUUUACAGGAAACCAGAUUGCAAAGAUUUACCAGCAGAACCCUGAGGCCUACUCACAAACAGAGAGGAUUUCUUUGGUCAGUAGCUUUGCUGCUUCCCUGUUCCUUGGGUCUUACUCUCCUAUUGACUACAGUGAUGGUUCUGGAAUGAAUUUGUUGCAGAUACAUGACAAAGUCUGGUCCCAGGCUUGCCUUAGUGCCUGUGCACCUCAUUUAGGAGAGAAGCUUGGACCCCCUGUGCCAUCAUGUUCAGUUGUGGGAAACAUUUCUCCAUAUUACAUCCAGCACUAUGGAUUUCAUCCAGGAUGCAAAGUGGUGGCCUUCACUGGGGACAACCCAGCAUCUCUGGCAGGCAUGCGGCUAGAGGAAGGUGACAUUGCGGUGAGCCUGGGCACCAGUGAUACCCUAUUUCUCUGGCUCCAAGAGCCCAUGCCCUCCCUGGAAGGCCACAUCUUCUGCAACCCAGUUGACUCCCAGCACUACAUGGCGCUCCUGUGCUUUAAAAAUGGUUCCCUGAUGAGAGAGAGGAUCCGUGAUGAGUCAGCUUCCUGCUCCUGGAGCGAGUUCUCUAAGGCACUGCAGACCACGGAGAUGGGGAACGGUGGAAACCUGGGUUUUUAUUUUGAUGUAAUGGAGAUCACCCCAGAAAUUACUGGGCGUCAUAGGUUUAAUGCAGACAACUGUGAGGUGUCAGCAUUUCCUAGGGAUGUGGAGAUUCGAGCACUGAUUGAAGGACAAUUCAUGGCCAAGAGGAUUCACGCCGAGGGCCUGGGCUAUCAAGUCAUGCCUAAGACAAAGAUUUUGGCUACUGGAGGAGCAUCUCAUAACAGAGACAUUUUACAGGUGCUCGCGGAUGUGUUUGCUGCUCCAGUGUAUGUCAUGGACACUGCCAGCUCAGCCUGUGUGGGCUCUGCAUACCAAGCAUUUUAUGGCCUUGCGGCUGAAGCAGAUGUAUCCUUUUCGGAGGUUGUGAAGUUAGCUCCACAUCCCAGAUUAGCUGCUACCCCAACCCCAGGAGCUGCUCAGGUCUACGAGGCCCUCCUCCCAAAGUACGCCAAGCUCGAGCAGAGAAUCCUGUCCCAGACCCGGGGGCCCCCAAAGUGA